This is a messenger RNA of Pocillopora meandrina, 4354 nucleotides long. Lineage: Eukaryota; Metazoa; Cnidaria; Anthozoa; Scleractinia; Pocilloporidae. The record is from the annotation of a GenBank genome assembly.
CGCUGAAUUCGUGGAAAGAAGACACUAACAAACAACCUUUGAAAAGCAAUUGUUUCCAACGUAUUAUUCCAAUUGUAGUUUGAAAAAACAGUCUAAUCUCUUCAGUUGUGAAGGCGUUUAAGUUCUGGCAAUUCUUCCUUUGAAAAGCCACAGAACAAUAGAUGGGACCUUGAAUGUGAGCGUUUUCGGAUACAAUUAUAUCAAUCCUUGAACACGAGGCAGAGAGAGAGAACAGAAUAAACCAUUGGAGCGGUAAAGCCAGAAUUUCCUUAAGCUUCAAACUUAAUUCUUCAUCUUCGGGUUAGUCUGCACUUCUUGAAGUAAAUGAAGACUUCUGAUCUACAGCUAGACACAUUUAGUUCCCUGACGCCUCGUUCAGAUGAUAUGCAAUAGUACUCGGUUAGUCAACGGAAGCAGUCAGAUCUGGUAAUUAUUGACAUUAGCCAAAACUCUAUUUUGCAUGUUGAAGGUGAGCUGAACGAACGACUUGGUUACCUGUGGGGCAAUUUAUCAUAUAUUAAGCGAGUGAUCGCAAUAAUAAAGCAACAGCAUAGUCAUGUUAAACGUUCGCGCGCCAUUUAAACACGCGCACGCGCGCGCACGCGCACGCACGCACGCACGCACGCACCCAUACACGCAUUAAACUUGCGCGGCCAGAGUAAUCUAGAACUCGGACUUCUCUCCAACUCACUACUGCUUAGUCUUUACUCAUCUUCUAAUAAAUGUUUUUACGGUGUGCCUUAGUUCCAGAUCUGGGUAAGCAUGCUUUGUGAUCUGUGCAAAAUCAGAAAGCUGCGAAGAGAAUUUCCCUCAGAUACUGUUACAGAUAUGUGUGAUCAUGCGCCUUUGCAUUGUCUUAGGGUAAGUUAAAGGAUUUUGCCCCCAGUGUGUAUACAAUUUCCACACUCUCAAGAAUUCUUGGGAUAAUGUCAGUAUUUGAGCAACUGUGCACUUACCCCUCCUUUACAAUAUCUUACGAUCUCUUUCAAUAGUAUACGGCUGUAGUUCUCCAACAACAUUAUGAAAAUAAUGGUAAAGAAAUUGAAAGGAGGCCUGGGACUACCAUUAACAUUGAAAAUCCAGGAAACUCUAGCAACAGUGUAUUGUUUGAUUUUGUCUUUUUGUAUUUUUUUACUGGUUCUAGUAUGAUUCAGCCAACCUGACUGCAAAAUCUAACAUCUGAUUUUCUUGUACCUAAACAGUGUGUCACAAAGUAUGUUGAAAAACAUCAGAGGUGUUCUCAGUGUCUUCAAGCAGUAAAAACCAGUAAUCCACGGUACCUUGAGUACUUGGAAACCCUGGAGAACUUGUUCCCAAAAUACACUGCUGACGCCGCCACAACUGAAAAUGAGGUGUCCACUUCACUGGUUGGUAAUGAGACAAUAUCUGUUGUCAUGUUGGGUGGAGACAGUACAGUAGUGGCCUAUAGACCAGGUAUGACAAUCCAAGAACUGAAGAACUUUGUACACACCCGGCUUGGACCAGCUCCACAAAAACAACGACUGUUGUAUAAAGAAAAAGAGCUUAAGGUAAAGGGAGGAUGUAUUUAUUGUAAUUUGAUCAUGGUCUUUCACUCUCUCACAAAUAUUGAAGAAAGUUGUGCAAAAGUGAGAAUAUCAAGGUAUUUAUUAUCUUGUGUUUCAGACUGACUUAGGUACAAAACUGGCCACCUUACAAGAUUACACCAUACAGCCAUUCAGCACCCUACACCUCAUUGUUGUGUUGUACGAGAUUAACCAGGCCCUUGACCAUGCAAUUUUUGACCUGUUUUGGGGGUAUCCCUCUAGAGGGUGUGACUAUCUAGAUGCAUCAGUUCUUAUCUACAGUGGAUCAGCUCUUCAAGGCAUAGUUGAUUUCGAUAGUCAUGGUUUUAUUGGUGUUUCACAUUCUGGUGAUGUAAUGGAUCAUAAGAAGCGCAUCGGUCAUCAUACCAUACGUGUACAGCUGAAGUCUUUGCCUAGCAACAUCAACAAGUUAUUUUUCACCUUGAGUGCUUGGAAUUCCCCAAACAUUUCAAAAUAUAAAAAUCCCAGUCUGCGUUUUUUCGAUGCCAAGGAGCCUAACAAACAGCUCUGCAGUGAUCAGAUGGGACAUGCUGCCUACUCCCAAGCCAUCAUAAUGUGCAGUUUGUCCAAGAUUGACGGAGUAUGGAAAGUUUUUAGUUUGCGUACACUGUCUGCUGGAAAUGCAAAAGAUUAUUCUCCACUGCAGCAGACAAUUGGUCACAUAAUAACUCAAGGACUGUGUUAAAUGUUACUGUGAAUCUUUUUUUAAUUGUAAGUGAUUAUUCAUGCUGAGAUUCAUACGGCCACCUGUAGGACAGAAAAAGAUUCACAGACUUAUAUUAUUACUGGUAGAAAGACUGAGCAGAUAGCUAUAAGAGCUUAAACCUGAUUUAAGCUUUAAGUUUAUGGCAUAGUUUGACUGUAUAUAUUGCAAAAACCUUUGAAAUCCUAUUUGCUGUUUACGCCAGGUUUUUUACCAAAAAAUUAUUCAGUGAUGUUUGUUGUCUGUGUAAGGCCACCUCCAUGAAGCAGAAUUUAGUUGAACUGCUUUUUAAGAUAGCCAAUGUUACAAGCAUAAUAAGGAACUGCAAAGUUAGUAGGUUAUCUUUUAGAUAAUACACUUUGGUUUGUGGCAUUUAAUUUUCUGUAUAAUGAUGCAGUCAUUGUCAACUGAGGAUUGCACUACUAGCUGAUUUGCACUAGGCGACAAGAUUGAAUGAUUAACAAUCCUAAACAAAACCUAGUCACACUGACCAUUACUAAGCAUAUGAUUUGUAUCACUCUCAAUUGGAGAAAUGGUGGGCAGAGAAUUCACACGGGAUUCAAGAUCCACUGCAGUUCGUUUGAAUCAAUGUUGUGCAUAAGAAUACCAAGGAUCAGGUGGACGGAGCACUGAACUGAUUGGCCUACUCUAGAGGAGAUGGGUACAGAUUGGGCCCUGAUGAAAAUUAUUCAAAAAAGAAAGUUGACAUACUUUGGACACAUUGUCAGGGCACAGAACUUGUGCAAAAAAUUCUUUGAAGGGAGAAAGGAUGGGAGGAAAAGACAAGAACGAGCAAGGCUAUUGUGAAUGAUAUCAGGCAAUGGACAGCAAAGAGGCAUCCAGGAUGCCACAACAAAAUGGAGAGAGCUGGGCCAUCAAUGUCCACAUUUAUAGUUUCUGAUCCUGGCAGAAGCACAGCCAUACCAGUUAAACCUUUCCUCACAAAGGAUUCAUUUUUUCACCCAUUUCGAGUGAACCCGGAUUUGAACAAUUUUUGCGCACAAAGUUAUAACGCGCGAGUACUUGUGGGGAGUGCUUGUUCCAGGCGUUCUGUUGGCAAAAUGAAUUGCCAUGGUGAAAUGGCACAAUAGUAAAGCGGCAGUGCGAUCAGAAAGUGUGGUUUUAGUCCAGUUCGGUUCUUCACCCGAAGUUACUCAGUUGGAGUCCACAUUACAAAACUAGGAAAACAAGAGAGCUUAGAUGUAAAAUACAUCGUGCUAAGUUAACUAUAAAAACCAGUUUGACAUGGUUCAUAAGUUGGAAUAUUCACAAGGCAAAACUUGCACUGCUGAAUAAAUGAAGUUCUGCACCAAUUUCUUUUGGAAAAUUUCUAUUGCAAUGAGUACGCAGUCUGUAUCCAGCUUUCUCUUCUGAAAAUAAGGUGUUAAGCCUAAAGGGCUUUAGAAUCUCUUCGGGCUUCUUAAAAGACAACUACACCACUGAUCUCUUGUAACACGUUUGUCCGUUGCUCACAUCUAUGAGGGCCAUGCUUAUGAUUGGAACAAAUUUUCAGACUAGUGUUUUAAUUUUUAAAUCAUUUCCUCAAACAUAAAAAAUAACUAUUGAAUACAGCUGUAGAGAAUAAAGUGUCCUUUUUAAAUACUAUCAUAUAACUCUAGAGAAGUAUCACACAAAAACUUAAAUCAUGUAAUUCUCUAUUCUUGUGUUAUCAUACUAGGGACACAAGUGUCUCUAUUUCCUACCAUUAGACAGAAUUUGAGGUUGAACAACAAAUUCACAUCAAUUAAUUGAACAUAAAUUCACUUGAUUCAUAUAAAAUACUUUGAUUGUAUAUCAGUUAAAUUUCCCAAAUCUUUAGUCCUUACUCUUCAAGUUUGGUGUCUCAUAACAAAAAAAAAAGACUAGCAAUUUUGGAAAUACAUAUUCCCUGUCCUGUUGUACUGUUGCUAUCUGCAUUCAAUACAAAUAAGCCUACUUUCUUCAUACUUAAACUAGAAUGAACCACCAGUUACAAUUUUUUAAGGUCUGGACAAAAUACAAAUUGUAACCUAACUGUAAAAUGGGUUGCAAGAAUUUGUUUAUAUAAACAUCAGGGGUUCCCUGACUGAUUCCCUGACUGGACAGC